Molecule: messenger RNA, 516 nt
Organism: Stegodyphus dumicola
Lineage: Eukaryota; Metazoa; Arthropoda; Arachnida; Araneae; Eresidae
Molecular function (GO): protein binding
Source: RefSeq, a predicted model, not a curated record
AUGGUGACUGGUCGCACAGUGUUUGGUGUGAGUGUAAUAGCUAAGGCUUCAAUAGCUAAAAGCUGUGGUAAUGAUUUUUCUCCCCAUUAUGAUCUUUGGAAUAUGAAUUUUAAGGAUUCCUUAGGCAAUGCUCUGCUUCAUUUGGCGGCCAGCAUUUCAGAUACCGAGUUAAUUAAACUGCUGCUAGAGAAAGGAGCCGACAUAACCAACAUUAAUAAAGACGGACGAACUCCUGUACGUGUUGCUUGCGAAAAAACUUCUUUAAAAACUGUGAAGUUAUUGACUGAAAGAUCCCCGGACUAUAUUCUUGAAGAGUUCGAUAAUGAUAAAGGAACUCCUUUAGACAUUGCAUGUCGAAGUAGCUGUCCAGAAGUUGUGAAGUACCUCUUGUCACAAGGAACUAGUGUGCAUAAGUCCCAAGCUUUUGGACUACCAUGUCCUCUUUCGGAAGCUGUUUCUAAUAAAGCAGAAUAUGCAAUACCUAUAGCAUCUCUGCAUUUAGACGCUGGUGUAAAU